UAACGGAUUGGCUGUACAGUCCCACGUAUGGAUGACGUCACUCAGUUUUGGAGUCCGGUCGGUGGGGGUGCACACGGCCAAACAAACAAGCCAUUUGUCUGCAUCAUGCCGAUCAGAUUUUGGAAAAUCAUAGCUGUUCAUUUCGCCAUCACAGCUGGAUUUGGCUGCUGUUUCCGCAACGAUGUGACGCCUGAUGAUUUCAACCCGAACAUACCAGCGAUCGCCAAAUACUUCAGCACCAAAGGGAGGUACGAGGAAGUGAACCCGCACCUCAUAGAGGACAUACUGGCUGUAAACAGAUCUAUGCUGCAGCCUCCGUCUGAGCAAUGUCACGAGAUCCAUCUGACCGCGAUCGUAAGACACGGCACCAGGUACCCGACCAGCAAGAACGUGAAGAAGAUGCGGAAGCUGUACGAGCUGGUGAAGAGCCGCGCGUCUGGCAAACAGAGCUGGCUGCGUGAGAUCCAGACCCAGUGGAGGAUGUGGUACACUGACGACAUGGACGGCAGGCUGGUGCAGAAAGGUGUGAACGAUCACAAGCAUCUGGCCGUCAGGCUGUCAAAGUUGUUCCCCUCACUGAUCUCUGAGGAGAAGCUCCGAGGUGGAUUCAUCAAGUUCAUAACCAGCUCAAAGCACAGGUGUGUCAACAGCACUCUGUCCUUCAAGGCAGGACUGACUGAGCUGUGGGCUAUCACAGAUCAGCAGUUUGACCACGCAGAGAAUGAUGCUCUCAUGAGGUUUUUUGACAAGUGCACCAGGUUUGUGCAGGAAGUCGACAAUAACCCCACAGCUCUGUCAGAGGUGGACAAGUUCAAGCAGGGACCAGAGAUGAGGAGGGUCACGGAGAAGAUCGCAGACCGUCUCAGAGUCCCCUACAACAACAUCACAGAUGAUAUGGCCGAAGCUGCAUUUUACCUGUGUGCUUAUGAGUUUGCCAUCAAGACUGUGAACUCGCCCUGGUGUAAACUCUUCGAUGAGGUCGAUGCACAGGUUAUGGAGUAUGCCAAUGAUCUGAAGCAAUUCUGGAAAAGAGCCUAUGGUUAUGAUAUUAACAGCAAGUCGAGCUGCAUUCUCUUCCAUGACGUGUUUAGUCGACUGGACCAAGCAGCCAGCGAGAACAAGUCAGGCCAGCAUGUGACGGAGGCCGUGACAGUCCAGGUCGGCCAUGCAGAGACCCUCCUGCCACUGCUCACCCUCCUGGGCUUCUUCAAGGACAGCGAUGCCCUGAGCUCUACCAACUACGCCACACAGGCCCAACGCUCCUUCCGCACCAGCCACAUGUUACCCUAUGCAGCUAACUUACUCAUGGUGCUGUACGACUGCGGGGGAGGCGACCUGAGACUGCAGCCGCUGCUCAAUGAGAAGCCUGUGACUUUCCCCGGUUUGACUGGCCAGCGGGGCUCCAUGCCGCUCUAUCAGGACGUCAGAGAUCACUACAGGGAGCUGCUCCAAGGAUGUGACUUUGAGACUGAGUGUCAGCUGUUCAAAAGUCCCGCACAAGUUUGAGCAGACAGGGAAGUAACUGGAAAAGAGCAUUAUAGUGGCUUUAUAGUGUUUAUUUGCAAAACAGAGUUUUAAUUAUGAUCCUAAUAGGAGCAUCUUAGUCUGAAUGCCUCAUGUAAACCAUGAACACAUCACUGUUUGGCCUGGCCAAAUGAGGAAUUUCAAAUCCACCUGUACCAUCACAGUAUUACCACUGAGAUGCUGCUUAUUUUUGAAAGGUUUCUUUCCAGGAAUAAAAGAAUCUAUUUUUGCAGUGUAAA
This is a messenger RNA of Epinephelus fuscoguttatus (brown-marbled grouper), 1763 nucleotides long. Its product is annotated as multiple inositol polyphosphate phosphatase 1-like. The coding region runs from base 28 to 1506 and encodes 492 amino acids. The record is from RefSeq and is a predicted model, not a curated record. Gene Ontology annotation, molecular function: acid phosphatase activity; inositol phosphate phosphatase activity. Lineage: Eukaryota; Metazoa; Chordata; Actinopteri; Perciformes; Serranidae. The transcript is spliced from 5 exons.